UUUGCAACUGCCCAACCAUUUUCUCUCAUUAGGCCUUGUCUGUAACGUGUUGCCCCGCCGUAGGCGCCAGGGUACAGUACAUUCAGCUUUCCUUUGGUGCAUGGAGAAAUCUCCAGUUUCUCAGCGGAUGGAGGUGUGGCUGUUAGUUGAAGUGUGGCGGUGUCAGCACCAGAGUACGUACCACUGAACGUCCAGCGCGCCCGCGUGAGGUGGCCGUGGCGGACUUUGGGGCCAACCGAGGAGGUCGUCAUGGCUAUCGGUUUUGUGUUAGAACUCGAACCCCUUUCACAACUUGGCCCUUGACAUUUCGAGGAUACAUCUGACGACUACGAAGACCUCUCGUCUUCUGCAAAGCGACGACAAACAACACACGAAACAAUCUGUUCCCAUCGAAAGCCAGACCAUACCGAGAACCCCUGUUUCGCUAUCCCCUAGAUUCCGACAACCUUCACCAUGUCCGAAGCCUACGAACGAGAGCGCCAGAACAACGCGCGCCUAGAUGAGCUCUCCGCAAAGGUCUCCGCCCUUCGAGGUGUGACAGUCGACAUUUACGAUAACGCUCGAGCCCAGGAUGUCAUCGACAACACCUCCGAUACCUUCUCCUCCAUGACCACACAGAUGAAGGGCUCUGCUGGCCGCUUAACUCGCAUGGCUGCAUCAGGCAACCGUGUCGCUAUUCUCAAGCUUUCGGGGAUCGUUAUUGGCGUUUUCUUGGUGUUAUUCUACGGGGCAAAACUGUUGUUCUAAAAGCCUUGACACAGAUAUAAGCUGGACAGGGAACGACCGUAAUAGAGGGCAUCCGUUGUGAAGGGAAGACGGAUGUUUACUAGGUGGUAUACACAGAUGGUCAAGGGCAUCCAAGUGUCCACAGCUAAAAGGCUAAGGAGUUGUGUCUCAGGAUUUUUACUGUUUUCGCAGCGUUGGGCUGGCGUUAUUUGAAUACACUCACAUUGCUUCUUACCCGAACCAAUGUCAUAAUGGUCGUACAAUUUAAGCCAUCCUGUUUCGCAUCUACUUGACUCCUAACAUGCAAACGCCAAUCAUGCCUGCAAUUGUUUUAUAGAAACCUCCGCCCCAAAAACCAUCUAGAUGUUUCCAAAACUUACUACCUACUGCCA
Molecule: messenger RNA, 1118 nt
Organism: Fusarium odoratissimum NRRL 54006
Lineage: Eukaryota; Fungi; Ascomycota; Sordariomycetes; Hypocreales; Nectriaceae
Product: blocked early in transport 1
Exons: 2
Coding region: 454-747 (97 amino acids)
Biological process (GO): intra-Golgi vesicle-mediated transport
Source: RefSeq, a predicted model, not a curated record